This is a messenger RNA of Macaca mulatta (Rhesus monkey), 6027 nucleotides long. RefSeq names its product calcium responsive transcription factor (gene CARF). Gene Ontology annotation, cellular component: nucleus. Gene Ontology annotation, biological process: regulation of transcription by RNA polymerase II. The record is from RefSeq and is a predicted model, not a curated record. NCBI's taxonomy places the organism in Eukaryota, Metazoa, Chordata, Mammalia, Primates, Cercopithecidae. Gene Ontology annotation, molecular function: RNA polymerase II cis-regulatory region sequence-specific DNA binding; DNA-binding transcription factor activity, RNA polymerase II-specific.
GCCUCGGAGCCAAGACGAGGCAUUCGCUUCAAGAGACAAGCAGUUUAGAAUCAGGCAGAACUGGAUUGCAAAAUUUGUGGGCAGAGCGGUAUGUGUGCAGAAAAUGCUGCUGUGAAGACCCAGUUAAAGCUUUCACAUAAAUGAAGCUACAGCUAUCAUGAUUUAGUGCCCCCAAAGAAAGAACUUCGGUGGACAAGAAAGGACAUUUCUGGGGGUAGUAGAAUGCUUGAGGCCUGGAAUUUAAACCUGACCCACUAUCUGAAGGACACAGGAUACUAUGUCAGCUCAGCCCUGGGAUGGGCAGCUGCUCAACUUGGCCACAGCACCAGUUCUCCAGGGCCCCAUGUGCUGCUUCAGCUUCAGCCUGGGGGGCAUGACCGUUCCAGGAGGCCCAGGCAUCAUUUCCUGGAAUGUGGGUAGUUGCUUCACCUUAUGCACUGGAGAGGCAUGACUGCUCUGAGCAGCUAAGCUAUUAAAUAAUAGAAGAAAAUGGAAUUGAAUAUGGUGUCAGCAUGGAACAAUCUAAUGAUUCAUUAAGAGUCAACCAUAAUGAUGGUGAAGAGUCAAAAACCGAUGCUCAAGUAUUUGAGCAUCUAACCUGUAUGGACUCCAGGGAUUCUUCCUUUGGACAAAAUGAUUCUCCUACAGUUUUGCCCAUCACUACUCCUGAAGCAAAUAAUUCACUCAUAUCACAGAAUAUAACAGGGCCCCUGACUCAGACACGGACUCCUUCUGCAGAGCAUUUCCAUCUAGUGGACCAAAAUGGGCAAGCUAUUCAAUAUGAACUUCAGUCAUUGGGGGAAUCCAAUGCACAAAUGAUGAUUGUUGCCAGCCCAACAGAAAAUGGACAGGUACUUCGUGUAAUUCCAUCUACCCAGACAGCAAUGGCACAAGUGAUUAUACCUCAGGGGCAACUUGUGGAUGUGAAUAGUCCUCGGGAUGUCCCUGAAGAGAAACCCAGUGACAGAAACUUAUCAACUGUAAGGGUGGAUACUCUAGCAGACAAUACCAGCAAUUACAUUCUUCAUCCUCAAACGUCCUUCACAUUACCCAAAAAGUCAGUGACCAGAAUGCUGGAAGAACCCCUUCUGGCGCCUCUUCAGCCACUUUCUUCUAACACACCUAUAUGGGCCUGCCGUCUUAGGAGCUGUGAGAAAAUUGGAGAUUCAUACCGUGGCUACUGUGUAAGUGAGACUGAAUUAGAAAGUGUCCUAACAUUUCACAAGCAGCAAACACAGAGUGUUUGGGGGACCCGUCAGUCUCCAAGCCCAGCCAAGCCUGCUACACGCUUGAUGUGGAAAUCCCAGUAUGUUCCGUAUGAUGGAAUCCCAUUUGUUAAUGCAGGGAGUAGAGCUGUGGUAAUGGAGUGUCAGUAUGGGCCAAGAAGAAAAGGUUUCCAGUUAAAAAAAGUCAGUGAGCAGGAAAGCAGGUCUUGUCAGCUCUACAAAGCCACUUGUCCAGCUCGGAUUUACAUUAAAAAGGUACAGAAGUUUCCUGAAUAUAGAGUUCCUACAGACCCCAAAAUUGACAAGAAAAUUAUCAGAAUGGAGCAGGAGAAAGCUUUUAACAUGCUAAAGAAGAACUUGGUAGAUGCUGGUGGUGUUCUUAGGUGGUAUGUACAGUUACCUACACAGCAAGCUCAUCAGUAUCAUGAAUUAGAGACUCCCUGCCUCACUUUGUCACCUUCUCCAUUUCCUGUGUCUUCUGUUGAAGAAGAGGAAACUGCAGUUAGAGAUGAGAAUUGUGCAUUACCCUCACGUUUACAUCCUCAAGUAGCCCAUAAGAUUCAAGAAUUAGUAUCACAGGGAAUAGAACAAGUGUAUGCAGUAAGGAAGCAGCUAAGAAAAUUUGUGGAAAGGGAACUGUUCAAACCCGAUGAGGUACCUGAAAGACAUAAUUUAUCUUUUUUUCCAACUGUAAAUGAUCUAAAAAAUCACAUCCAUGAGGUACAGAAAUCCUUGAGAAAUGGAGAUAUGGUAUAUAACUCAGAGAUUAUUCCGGCAACGCUUCAAUGGACUACGGACAGUGGGAAUAUUCUCAAAGAGACCGUGACGGUUACAUUUGCAGAAGGAAAUUCACCAGGAGAAUCAAUUACCACCAAAGUGGAAACAAAUCAGACAGGGGGUUCUUUGUCUCCUGAGCCAACCCACUUGCUCUCCUCACUCUCCUCAUUUCAGCCCAAAAUAUUUACACAACUGCAGGGUUUGCAGUUACAACCAAGGUUCACCUCUCCUGAUGAAUCACCAGCUCUGAUAUCAGUAAAUAACCAGCCAUCCUCUAGUCCUUCAGGACUUCUGGAUCCAAUAGGAAGUGCUGUAAUGAAUAAUAAUUCUCUACUGCUUGGUCAAAGUCAUAGCCUUCAAAGAGAUACAUGCCUAACCCAAAACAAUGGUACUGCCUCCACCAUGGGUAACCUUCCAGAACCAGAUCAAAAUCUAGUUGCAAUGGACCAGCUGGUAGAAGUUGGAGGUGUUGAGGAUACAGGGAAUCUGGAAGGAACUGUUCAUCGAAUUCUGUUGGGAGAUGUGCAGACUAUUCCAAUACAGAUUAUAGACAACCACUCAGCUCUUAUUGAAGAAAAUCCAGAAGGUACCAUUUCUGUGAACCAAGUUAAGCAAGAACCCAAAGAACCAGCAUUGUCUAUGGAAGCAAAAAAAAAUUGUGGACUAUAAGAAAUUAUCUGCUAUAUAAAUUAUUGAAGCUUUUCAGAAUUUACAACUCUGGUGACUUCUGAUGUCUUAGAAAAGAAGGUGAAUAUAGUCAAAGCGUGGCAUUGAGAUAAUUGGACUGAAGACCAGUUUGAUGAGAAGCUUUUAUUUAAAACUGAUGUAUUUGUUGCCAGUUCCAUAUUUUUACCUUCCUUAAGAGAUGUUUUACUCUUCUUAUUUUGUAUAAUUUUUAUGCUCUUUGAUUAUCUAAUAAGGCCAGUAUUUCAAAAGCUCUUUUGAACUUAUCCACAGUAAUACAGUCUGGACACAAAUAGUUUAGUUAACUUAUCCUUGGAAAUACUCAAUUUUGGUUCUUACAAAACAGAAAAGAUCAACAGCAACAGCACCAUUGUGUGAAUGUAUGUUUGUAUGUGUGUAUGUAUAUCAUGAAUUUUUUUAAGUUCUGAAGAAACUUGUUCUCUCUUUAAAGUUGUGAAGAAAUUUUUAAUUGCCAGACAGGUAAGAAAAUGUUUAUAAUCUAUCUCAUUAAGAAAGAUGAAGUAUUCGGUUUUACAUCAUAACACAAAGUCCAGCAGCUAUAUCUGCAGAGACUGUGCAGUUGCAUUUUAGCCACUUCCCUUCUAAUUUUUGUACUUUUAACUACAAACCAAUAGUAUAUUAGUGGUUAUCCAAUAGAAAUUUAAAGUGUCUUGGUAAGUACUGAGGAUUUUUACUUGAAUUAAUCAGAUAAGCAACAGAAAUCAACAUAUGUAGCAUGGCUUUGUGCUAAAUUGGAAGUAAAAUACUAUAGGUAGAAAGAUGUAGAAAUUGAGAGAAUUGAAAAAAGAAUAAUAGAAUUCCUUGGUGUUUACAGAUAAUUUGGGAAACUUUUUGAUGACAGCAGAGGAUUUUUUUCCCCCUUAUUUUGUAAUGAAGAUCCAGCGCUGGUUAAAAAAUAAUUUGAUUUGUAGUUACAUUUUUCUAUGCCAGAGCUCUUACUGAAUUGAUGGGGUAUUAGGAUUUCUAGUAUUUUAAGGUAAGUAUUUAUAGUUUAAAAUUUAGUUUAUAUUUAAAACUUUAAAACAUCUGAUCUGGGAUAUUUUCUUUGUUAAGUAAGUAUAUUAACUUCAAAUACCAAAUAAGUACUAAGCAGUAUAUUCAUUAUAAGCAUCUGUUGUCUAAAGAUUGGUACUAGGCUGGACAUGGUGGCUCAUGCCUGUAAUCACAGCACUUUGGGAGGCCUAGGUGGGUAGACCACCUGAGGUCAGGAGUUCAAGACCAGCCUGGCCAACACGGUGAAACCCCAUUUCUACUAAAAAUACAAAAAUUAACUGGGUGUGGUGGUGGGCGCCUGUAAUCCCAGCUACUUGGGAGGCUAAGGCAGGAGAAUCGCUUGAACACUGGAGGCGGAGGUUGCAAUGAGCCAAAAUCGCGCCAUUGCACUCCAGCCUGGGCAACAAGAGAGAAACUCCAUCUCAAAAAAAAAAAAAAAAGAUUGGUAAACUAGAAAUAUCAACUAUAAUUUCAGGAAAUUAACCUAAAGGCUUUUGUUUCUCCAGAGACCAUUUGUGGGUAUAUUUUAUAUUUUAAAAAUAAAGAUUUUAAAUGGAUAUCAAUGUUUAAUAUUCAAAGCAUGCACAAUAUAAUAUCAAAUUUAACCUUAAUACUUUACAUGAAUAUGAGUCACUUUUGGCUUUUCUAAGUCCAGCCUCCCAUUCUUAAUUGAUUUUGUUUCAGGUACAUGACAUGUAUCUAAAUAUAAAGUACUGUUAUAGUAGAGGUAGGUGGAAUUCUAAUAUUCGUUGCUCUUUAGAUUUAUAUUUUAUUUAAUGUAAAGUUUAUUAUUUAUACCCUUUUUAAUGCAAAGCUAAUAUUUAGUUAUGUAUGGUUUUUAAUAAAAAUUACUUUUCUUUUUCCUAUGAAUUGAAAAUAUUUGAUGUUGGCAUUUUAUACAGGCAGGUUGCCAAAUUUGAUUAUGUUACGCUAAGUUAAACACAACUCUUAAUUACCUCAAAUCCAGAUUUCUCUUAGUCUGUGUGUAUAUAAAAGGAAUAAGUCCAAAUUAAUUUAUAGUUUAGUGUUGCACUGUAGGUAAUAUUCUUUUCAUUUGUUGUUUCUAGUUUUUAUGGAAUCCUUUUCUUUCAAGAUUCUAAAUAAUAAAUCUUUACCUCUCAAUAGUGAUAAUAGUGGUAAUGGUUUAUUAUUAGCUAUUUCACCAAUUGAACUCAGUCUUUUGGAGGCAUUCCUUUCUUUUUUGAUGUUGAGCUGCUAAGGAGAAGUGCUUGUUAAUACACAAAUUCUAGUCAGUUACCUGUGAGGAUGAGACGUGCCAGAGGACUCAAACUUUGGUAUAGUUAGAAAAAUAAUAUUUUUCUCACUUCAUUCUAUGUGAAUGUCUCUUCUGAUACUGUUUUUUAAUCAGACAGAAAGUUACAGAGCAACUUUCCCACAAAUAAACCAAAAAACAAAACCCCACAAAAACCAAGAGCAUGAAGAAAAGUUUAAAUCCCUAAUUAUAUACUCUUUUGGUUUUUAGGUAGAAACUGGAGCUAUCAAUAUUUUCAUGUAAGUAUUUCAAUGAGUAGCUCUUUAAAAAUAAUUUUUAAAUGAGAUUUUAAAAAUCCAUUGUCAUCUAAAUGCAUGUUUAGUCACAGUGUAUCAGUAUUGUGUUUAAAGGUGCUCAGCAUCACUUUUUGAAAACUAUGUUUACAUACUUAAAAUGUUUAAUUAUUUUGAAAUGUAUAGAGUAUUAAAUACAAGCUCCUAAAAUUUUCAGUAUCUAUAUUGGCUUUCUCUAACAGCUCUACAGCAAAGUUUGACAUGUUUUUUGUGUGUGUCAUGUAUUGUAAGGUGUAAUAUCUGUAGGUGUGAGUUGGACAUUCAAAAUUAGCAGUAAGAAAUUCACAAUUACAGCUCAGCUUAUUUAUUCAUUAUAGUUUUCACAUUCCCAACUUCCAAGUGAACUUUGUAUAUACUACAGUGAAUUAUAGAUAAACACAGCCAUGGUGGAUCUUUCCCUCAAUAGUGAUUUUCUGUACAAACAAUUAGUAGACUUAAAAGGAAAAGCUUUUAUAUCUUAUGCAAGGUAAAUGUUUCCUAAAUGUCACAAAAGUGAUAGAAAACAGCUUUUGGGAUCUGGUCCUGCAUUAGAGUUUCUAAUUCUGAGGCCCACCAGCUUGUGUUUCAUCUUCUUUAUAUCCUGUCAGAAUACAUACUUAAUCAUGUGGGUAUUAGAAAGAUGUUGUUUAACUUGUACCAGGUUUAAAAAAAAGAGGUUUAAAAAAUGUGUGUGCAUAUGUAUAUAUAUAUAGCAACUUGAUGUAUAGUGUCCUUGUUGUCAUGUAUUUUUUUCAUUAAAAAUCCUUUUUUUUUUCUUAUA